AUGGGUGGCCAGCAGUCUGCUGCGAAGGAUGCGGCUGGCCAACCGCCAGGAGGAGAUGCCACGAGUUCCAGCCACGGGAAGGGCCGCGCGGCUAACAACCAGGUGCAGCUCGCAGUCUCUCCGCUUGGAGGAGUCCCUGGGGCAACAGCAUAUCACUCCUCUGUAGUUGUGAACGGUGAUGAAUACUUUUUCAGCGACGGUGGCAUUUCAUUCGGAAGUGGACUGCUCUCGCACAAGAACCCCCAGAAUCCAGACUCGAAGCCCGAGGUGUUCGACAUGGGGAUGUCCCCAUACACGGGCACACAGAUGAAAGCAGCAUUGGAACGCUUCUUCCAUUCUGGUACGUAUGACCUGCUUCGCAAGAAUUGCAAUUCGUUUUCGGACUGUGCUCUUUUCUACCUUCUCCACAGACGCCUGGACAAGAAGUACCGGGCAAUGGAGAAGCUAGGUGCUUUCCAUUUGCCCAUGAUAUUUGCACACACGAUUAGCAUGCUCCAGCAGCGGUCCGUCUCCGCCUCCAAGCUCGAGAGCAUGAAGCAGGAGGCCGAAAUGGCCAAAGAGUGGGGCAAGCAGGUCAAAGCAGACCUUUAUCAUCAGCAAGGAAAUGCUAAAGCGCUGAAUAAGGACACACUGGCCAGCCGAUCGUGGGGAGGUCCGAAGUACAGGCAUGUGCCUCCCCACGAAGGGCAGAGCGCCGAGUACCAGAAGAGCAUGCGCAACAUGCAAAGCGUCGCAAGCGAGAUUGCCGCGAAGCAGGCGACUGUAGACAAAGCCAUGCAAGAUGACUACAGGAUGGUGAGAAAUACUCGGGCUGACACGAGUGUGCACUCCUUGGGAGCCUGGUUGGAAAAGUAUGGCAAGCCCACUCGCCAGCCUGAGCAGCAGGAACGGUUUCGAACAGUUCCUUUCAAGCAGAGGAGGAUACCGUUCCUGGGCGUCUCGGAAGCCAAGACCCUUCGGCUUGGAGCAGGUAUCUGGGCACAGCGAAGCGAGACUGACCUCCUUGGCACAUACAACUUCCGCAGCGUUGGCCGCUGCAUGAGGCAUGACAAGCAGACGCAUGGCUGCAUGAAGAAGUUGCGCCGGCGUUUUUCCAUUUUGAUUUUAUGUGAUUGUGACGUCUUUAGCGCCAAAGGAUGUAGGAUCGAAUCGCCACCCCAUCGGCAGCAGCAGCAGCAGGAGCAAGGGCGUGUUCCCUAUUUUUACCGGCGACGCGUUCUGGCAAGCGAGUUCGCACACCUUGUAUACCUGGCAGGGGCAUCGGCGAUGGGGAUCGUGCAGGCCGCAUCCGGGGGCCAGUACCAGCCAAAUCCCAAGGCGGAAGGCUUUGAUGUGGAGAAGGUUUGCGAAGAGAUAGAUCCUGACAAAGUCUGGAAGACCCCUGGGCAGGCGACGGGGGGCUCAACUGUCACAUCUGCAGAGGCCAUGCGGGCUGCACGCCUGGCCCGUCUUGGAGGAGGCGCCGCACCCGGAGGCCCCGCAGGCCCCGGAGGCCCCGGAGGCUCUGCUGGCGGAUACGGCGAAGGUGCAAGUCCGCCUCCCAGCGCGCCUUCUUGA
Molecule: messenger RNA, 1557 nt
Organism: Symbiodinium natans
Lineage: Eukaryota; Dinophyceae; Suessiales; Symbiodiniaceae
Source: the annotation of a GenBank genome assembly